Linderina pennispora is the source of this 1812-nucleotide messenger RNA. RefSeq names its product tetrapyrrole biosynthesis, 5-aminolevulinic acid synthase. The record is from RefSeq and is a predicted model, not a curated record. Gene Ontology annotation, cellular component: mitochondrion. Bases 1 to 1812 code for a protein of 603 amino acids. The transcript has 2 exons. Gene Ontology annotation, biological process: heme biosynthetic process. NCBI's taxonomy places the organism in Eukaryota, Fungi, Kickxellomycota, Kickxellomycetes, Kickxellales, Kickxellaceae. Gene Ontology annotation, molecular function: 5-aminolevulinate synthase activity; pyridoxal phosphate binding.
AUGUCUAUGCUGAACAAGGCGUGUCCUUAUCUCGCACGUGCCGGCGUGUCCGGGCUGAAGAGCCUGGCCGGCGUCUCUGGGGCCCGUUCCGUGACGACCUCGGCCUCGCAGCAGGCACGCUGCAGCGUGUGCCCUGGGCAGACGGGCCAGUCGGCGCUUCUCGCCAAGGUUUCCGAGUGCCCCGUGAUGGGCCCGUCGCUGCGCGUCAACGAUGCGGCCGUGCCCAAGGCGUCGGCGGCGAGCGCGCACCCUGAGGGCUGCCCGUUCUUCAAGUGCAAGGCCAAGGACGAGGCUGCGACUGCGUCCGCAUCCGAGACCCCAGCCACACACCAGACCAAGGAGGCGGCGUUCGACUACGAGGGCCUGUACCAGGACAAGCUGGCCAAGAAGCACUCAGACAAGAGCUACCGCUACUUCAACAACAUCAACCGGCUGGCGGCGCGCUACCCGCAGGCGCACACGGCCAACGCCAAGAACAUCGUGACCGUGUGGUGCAGCAACGACUACCUGGGACAGAGCAAGAACCCGGUCGUCACCGACGCAAUGAAGCAGGCGAUCGAGACAUACGGCGCGGGAGCCGGCGGCACGCGCAACAUCGCGGGCAACUCUGCUCUGCACCUGCGGCUCGAGUCGGAGCUGGCGACGCUGCACCGCAAGGAGGCGGCGCUGGUGUUCUCGUCGUGCUUUGUGGCGAACGAUGCGACAAUCUCGACGCUGUGCAGCGCGCUGCCCGACUGCGUGAUCUUCUCGGACAAGAUGAACCACGCAUCGAUGAUCCAGGGCAUCCGGCACUCGAAGGCCAAGAAGCACGUGUUUGACCACAACAACCUGGAGCACCUGGAGGCGCUGCUGCAGCAGUACCCGCGCUCGCAGCCCAAGAUGAUUGCGUUCGAGAGCGUGUACUCGAUGUCGGGCACCGUCGGGCGCAUUCCCGAGAUUGUGGCCCUGGCCAAGAAGUACGGCGCCAUCACCUUCCUCGACGAGGUUCAUGCGGUGGGCAUGUACGGCGCGCAUGGCGCGGGUGUGGCCGAGCACUACGACUACGAGGCGAGCCGCGUGGCCCCGAUGGGCCAGCGCAUCCCCGGCUCGGUCAUGGACCAGGUGGACAUUGUCACCGGCACGCUGGGCAAGGCCUUUGGCAUCGUCGGCGGCUACAUCGCCGCGUCGUCGUCGCUGGUGGACAUGAUCCGCUCGUACGCCCCUGGCUUCAUCUUCACCACGUCGCUGCCGCCGCCCAUCAACGCCGGUGCCGUGGCCAGCAUCCAGUACCUGAUGCAGUCGCAGCGCGAGCGCUACCUGCAGCAGACGCACACGCGCCAGCUCAAGGGCGACCUGGCCACGGCCGGCAUCCCCGUGGUGCCCAACCCGUCGCACAUUGUGCCUGUCCUGGUGGGCGAUGCCGAGAACGCCAAGCGCGCGUCCGACAUGCUGCUGAGCGAGCACAACAUCUACGUGCAGAGCAUCAACUACCCGACUGUGCCUGUUGGCGAGGAGCGCCUGCGGAUCACGCCCAGCCCGGGCCACUCGGACAUGAUGCGCGCGCGCCUGCUGGGCGCCCUGGACUCGGUGUGGAACAAGCUGGGGCUCAAGCGCACCGAGGACUGGGUUGCCGAGGGCGGCCGCUGCGGUGUCGGUGAGGACCGCGAGCACUCAGAGAAGCAUGUUGGGUGGAAGCGCGGUGUCGAGCACGUCUGGGAGAACCACCAGCUGGAGCAGGCGUAUACCAGCGAGAUGCAGCGCAAGGGCGGCGUGCCAAUCACCCCGGCUAUCCCCGAGACUGUGCAGCAGGUCAUUUCGCAGAACAUGUUCUAA